Molecule: messenger RNA, 756 nt
Organism: Hydatigera taeniaeformis
Lineage: Eukaryota; Metazoa; Platyhelminthes; Cestoda; Cyclophyllidea; Taeniidae
Source: the annotation of a GenBank genome assembly
AUGGGAAGCGCGCUGAGAGUGACCGGCCAUGAGGUGCCUCCAGCGAAGGCUGCGGAGUCAAUUGGAGCUGCUGAGCGGAAAAGAAGUUUGCGGGAAAGAUGUUGCAAAAAGAUACAAAAGCUCAAUCCAAUCCUCCGAUUCCCCGAAGCCAAGUGCAUUUCCAAUGAAACACCUCACGCGGAUCCACCUGUCUCGGAGAUUCUUGAUUUCCUCUAUCUUGGCAAUGCGCGAGAUUCAAGAGACGCUCAAAUGAUGAAAGAGAGGAGCAUCACGCACGUUAUCAAUGCUACCCGUGAGCAGUCCAACUUCUUUGAAGGAAGCGGCAAAGUGGAAUACCUACGCAUACCCGUCGACGACAAUAGCACAGCUGACCUCAUGCCCUAUUUUAAACCCGCCAUUAAUUUCAUAGAUGAGGCAAUGCGAUCGGGCGGACGGGUGCUGGUGCACUGUCAGGCGGGAGUGUCGCGAUCACCAAGUUUGGUACUCGCCUACCUCGUGGCGCAUUCCUCACUCACCGUGUUAGAGGCCUUCGCAUUAGUUAACCACCUUCGCUCCGCUAUUGGUCCAAGUUUCCAUUUUCUCGGUCAGGUGGAACGAUUCCGUGUCUCUUUCCGCUUGGAUAACAAAUAUCACAGUGCUACCAGUCCUAUUCCAGCAGAAGAUCUUCACGUAGGUGCUAUGAUUUAUCGGCGUUGGAGAGACUUUCAGCACUGUUCACCUCCAUCGGCUGCGCUCUUGUUUCCUCCCAACAAUUAA